AAUCAUAAAAAUAUAUAUACUCACAUCAACUAGCGAAGCAGAAUUGCAGAAGUAAUUAAGGAGAUUCUUUUACCUCUCAUCAUGAAUGGUUUACCUUCGCAUCUUCUCGACGAGAUACUCUUCAAAGUGGAACCCAAAUCACUGGCAACGAUGCGAUGCACGAAUAAAUAUUUCCAAUCUUGUAUAUCUGAUCCCAAAUUCGAAAAAUACUCUGUCUGGACCAGAUCAAGCUUGUUUCACCUUUCCUGCUUUGGCGCCACUUACAUCUUUUGCUUGCCUUUGGCCUCUUCAAGAGAUUCUAUGUCACUAGGGAAUGAGGCAAAACUGUCUAGAGAGCCAUGUUACCUUUUUAGCUCCUGCUCCGGCCUUCUCCUACUAUAUAUCGGUGGCCUCUUUGUCGUGAAUCCCCUCACAAAGAGGUUUCGACUAUUGGAUCACUCCGGCUCAAAGUUUAUGCCUGAUCGUAACGUUGCUGAUAUGGAAAGAGCGAUGUGCGUCGGUUUCACCGUAAAUAGAAAUCGUUCCACUAAGAGAUUCAAGAUUGUCUGCAUACACGAGAUGGAAACGGUGUACGCAUUCGAAAUCAGCGACGGAUACUCUUGGAGAUUAUCGGAAACGACCAUCACCACUAGCUCAAAAAGUGAUCUCAUGGUGCAUAUGAAGCCUGUUUAUUUAGACGACACUCUUCAUUGGUUGAGAAACGAUGGGAGCAUCAUAGCAUUCAAUCCUGAUACAGAGCAAGCUAGCUUGAUUCCUUGUAUAUUUCAUCGAGAACCAAAGAUGAAACUGUUGUUCGCAGCUGACGAUAAGAUAAAUCGCCUGACCUUAGUAUCGGGGACAAAAGAAGAAAUUUCAGUUUACACACUAGUCGAGAAUUCGAAAUGGACCCUCCCCAAGCGGAUCAAGAACGUAUAUAUGAAGGAAAAUGAGCUUGUAUGCUGGAACAUUGUUGUGUACGACAGCAAACAUCUGGUGUUGAGGGAGCAGAAGCAUAAAUUAAUAGGUGUUGUUCAUGUUUACGACAUGGAAGUUAAUAGUUGGGGAGUUUUAGGGUCAACCACAACUUGGGCAAGUAACGUCCGAGGCUUCUAUAAAUUCACACCCUCCUUGUUCUUUGUCGAGGAGGAUGAGCAGCAGAAGGUGAUUGUAGCUUCUAAUGACAAACGCGUUUCCUAUCUAACUGCGAUUAUGAGACUCAUCGAUACAACCAUGUAAACUAUCUCAUGUAUAAAC
Molecule: messenger RNA, 1233 nt
Organism: Camelina sativa (false flax)
Lineage: Eukaryota; Viridiplantae; Streptophyta; Magnoliopsida; Brassicales; Brassicaceae
Source: RefSeq, a predicted model, not a curated record